UAGUCUCACCUUGUUAUCGUCCCUCCGUCCCACAAGAGCCACUGCUACAAACUCACGCCUCACUCCACUCAAAUUCUCUCUCCCAGUCUCGUCGACUCCCACCGCCGCGAAGUUCGUACUCGCCGGAAAAUGGAAACUCAGGCGACCGACUAUUUUUCUCGUUACCAAAGUGCAAACUUCACGUUACCUUGACGUCGCGUAUUUCGGGAAAACUGACCGUAUUUUGGAAAAACCCUGCGGAAAAGCAACAUUUUUUCUUUUCUUGACUUGGGAGAGUUUGGAAGUUAUUCCAUGCUUUGUCUCUCGAAUAUACUUUAUAAUAAUCGCUGAUUGUAGGUACCUGUUUCAGUUUUUGGUUAAGCGUCUUGGAUUUUGCUGAAAAGCGCUUCGGUUUUUGUCCGAAUUACCGGAGUCUUCGUCCUCAAAUUUUAUAAGUGAAGGCGGAGAUCCGUGCUCGGUCGGUGAUUUUGUUGUUGUCAGAGAUAUUAGGAUUCAGAUAGGCUCUAUAAUUUCUUGAAGCACCUAAAUGUUUUUUGUAAGUAGAGGUUAAAAUGGUAAAUUGAAUAUCGGAGUGCAGUCGAGAAUUUUCUCGUGAUACUGAUCACGCUGAUCAAUCCUUCCCCAAUGAAGAUCCAGCCGGUCGAUUGUCACACCCCUGAAGAGUUUCAGCCGGUGAAGCCGGUCGUGAAGUCACGGCUAAAGCAGCUCUUCGAGUGGCAGUUUCCGAACGUUCUCAGGAUUUCCGCCGCAAAGAAGGUCGGUGUCGAGGAGCCGCAUUUUAACAAGGACGUCUGUAAUGGCUCGUCGUCUGAGUUCGAGCCGAGUUCCCUGUGCCUGUCCAAGAUGGUGCAGAACUUCAUCGAAGAGAAUAACGAGAAGCAAUCCGGUGCGAUUAAGUGCGGGCGCAACCGCUGCAACUGCUUCAAUCGGAGGUGUACCGAUAGCUCCGAAGACGAUCUGGACUUUUACAACGAUUCUAAUUUUUCUUUCUCGACUGAAGCUUUGGAAUUUCUGAAGGGUCUGGUGCCUUGCGCGAGCGUGUGGGAGAGGAAUUUGCUAGCGGACACGGCGAAGAUCGUCGAGAAGAACAAGAUCUGCAAGCGUAAAGACGAGUUUUGCAGGAACGUUGUCACUGAUGGGCUACUGGCUAUGGGAUACGACGCAUCUGUCUGCAAAUCUCGCUGGGAAAAAUCUCCUUCCCAUCCCUCCGGACAGUAUGAAUACAUAGACGUGAUCAUGGGAGGCGAGAGAUAUCUGAUCGACAUAGAUUUCAGAUCGGAAUUCGAAAUAGCUCGAUCAACCAAGAGCUACAAGGCCAUCCUCCAGAUCCUUCCGUACAUAUUCGUCGGUAAGACCGAUCGUCUGCAGAAGAUCAUUGGCAUCGUGUCGGAGGCCGCGAAGCAAAGUCUAAAAAAGAAAGGCAUGCACAUCCCGCCGUGGAGAAAAGAGGAGUACGUGAAGGCGAAAUGGCUCUCUCCCCACCGCCGCUGCUUGCCCACCUCAAAGGCGACGACUCCCGAGCCUAUGGUGUCAAUUAGGACGAGCAACGUCGAGUUGGGAGGGAGUGGGGGAGAGGGGGAGUCGGCGGAAGAGAUCGAUUUGGGGGAGUCGGCUGAAGAGAUCGAUUUGGGGGAGUCGGUGGAAGAGAUCGAUUUGGGGGAGUCGGUGUUCGCUAUGGGCGAAAGUGGUGGAGAGGAAGAUGAGAAGUCGACUGUGGCGGAAGAAUGGAAACCACCGGAGGUUAAGCCCAAAGGUCCUAUGGUUGGGGUUAGGAUCGUGACAGGUUUGGCUUCGGUGAUCGAACAGGACUAGCCGUGAAGUUUUGAUUUUUUUUUUUUUCUUUUUUGUGGGUUUAUAAAACUAAGAUCUGAAAGAAUUACAGAUGUUAUAACCGUGUGUAAUCAUAUCCCCUUCUGUUUUUUUUUUAAUGCAAGGGAGGGGUAGAUUUUACUCUUAAUAUGAAUAAAAGUGUAAACGGAUAUAGUUGGUUAGAA
Carya illinoinensis is the source of this 1994-nucleotide messenger RNA. RefSeq lists its product as uncharacterized. The record is from RefSeq and is a predicted model, not a curated record. The transcript has 3 exons. NCBI's taxonomy places the organism in Eukaryota, Viridiplantae, Streptophyta, Magnoliopsida, Fagales, Juglandaceae. Bases 625 to 1812 code for a protein of 395 amino acids.